Molecule: messenger RNA, 269 nt
Organism: Perkinsus marinus ATCC 50983
Lineage: Eukaryota; Perkinsozoa; Perkinsida; Perkinsidae
Exons: 3
Source: RefSeq, a predicted model, not a curated record
AUGACAUUGAAGAGUCUAAACGACUACACCUUCCAUAGCAAACCGGGUAUGGUCACUCGGCCUGGUCUGGAGAUCUUCGAUUCUGGUGAUGAUAGUAAUGCUGCGUACGAGGACGAUGACAGUGAUAUAUCUUUCGAGAGGAAGUAUAAUUCUGCGCCGUCAAAGAGUCGUCGCCCCCGACCUGUGUUCCGAUUGCUGAAUCGUGAGCGACCAAUGAAACAGAGCACUGGUACUAUGAGAAUUGACAGGAAGAAUCAGCUGCAGUCAUU